AUGUCCUAUUUUGCUAUAGUCACUAGUUGGUAUCUCUGGCGCAUCGUGGCGAUUCAGAGCUGGCUGCAGUUCAUUAAGAGCACUGGUCCCGUCGGAGAGAUCACAGCAACAAGGGCUCACUGGACAUCCGCAUCGGCCUUCGGAGCCAUCAAGGGUGGCUUGCGCGCACCGCGGCCGAAUCGUAACUGGCGGACGGUCCGUUGGGCGCGCGACUGGGGAUUUGCCCGGCCCACGCCAGCGGCCCGAGCGUGCGGCGUGCAAUCAAUUUAUGCAAAUCGCCGACGAGAUGGGGCUGGACACGGCCAAAGCAAUAAACUAUCGUCGGUGAGGGUCCCGCUCUGCCCAUCGAAGACCAGCCGAAGAAUGGUACUCGAGGGAACU
Iphiclides podalirius (scarce swallowtail) is the source of this 381-nucleotide messenger RNA. The record is from the annotation of a GenBank genome assembly. NCBI's taxonomy places the organism in Eukaryota, Metazoa, Arthropoda, Insecta, Lepidoptera, Papilionidae.